Penicillium brevicompactum is the source of this 1317-nucleotide messenger RNA. RefSeq names its product coproporphyrinogen oxidase (gene hem13). The transcript has 2 exons. Bases 1 to 1317 code for a protein of 438 amino acids. The record is from RefSeq and is a predicted model, not a curated record. NCBI's taxonomy places the organism in Eukaryota, Fungi, Ascomycota, Eurotiomycetes, Eurotiales, Aspergillaceae. Gene Ontology annotation, molecular function: coproporphyrinogen oxidase activity. Gene Ontology annotation, cellular component: mitochondrial intermembrane space; cytoplasm.
AUGGCCACCCGGUCCUACGCGCCUCUGCGGAGGUCGCUGGCUCAAUUAUCGGCGCGCAAUGCUCGCAAUGCUGGCCCUCGCGCGGGGCAGUCAUUCCGCGGCUAUUCAACCGGACAGAAGCCACCUCAGCCGAAGCCAUUCACCGUCUGGAGGCCCUAUCUGCGACUUGCUUUUGGCGUGCCGUUCAUUGGCGCAAUUAUCUACUCCAUGAUGACAGAAGAGGUGACGGAACUCGAUGCUCCGUCCAUGGUCGAAGUGGAUGAAGCCCUCAAGCAAUCGUCGAAAAUCAACGAGUCCUCGCCGAUGCGGUUGCGAAUGGAAAAGAUGAUCAAGCAACACCAACAAAAGAUCAUUGAAGAACUUGGCAGAAUCGACGGACAGCAGUUCAAAACAGAUACUUGGUCUCGUCCCAAUGGCGGCGGCGGUAUUUCAUGUGUGCUCCAGGAUGGAAACGUCUUCGAGAAGGCGGGUGUCAAUGUUUCUGUAGUAUACGGGAAAUUGCCUCGGCCCGCCAUUGAAAAGAUGCGCGCUGAUCAUAAGUCCUUUGUCGGCUCAGAUGUCGACUCCCUGGAUUUCUUCGCCGCUGGUCUCUCACUGGUCCUGCACCCCCACAACCCUAUGGCUCCCACGGUGCAUCUCAACUACAGAUACUUUGAGACUUCCGAUCCCAAGGAUCCCAUCAACGGGGACAAGAACUGGUGGUUCGGAGGUGGCACGGACUUGACCCCGACCUACCUCUUCCCAGAGGAUGCCCAGCACUUCCAUAAGACCAUCAAGGAUACGUGCGACCGCCACGAUGCUACAUACUACCCCAAGUUCAAGGCUUGGUGUGAUAAGUAUUUCUACAUUCCCCACCGCGGUGAGUCCCGCGGUGUUGGCGGUAUCUUCUUCGAUGACCUAGACGCCAACUUCCUCCAAACAUCUGCCGGUUCAUCUUCCAACCCCCAGGAAACAUUGUUCUCUUUCGUCUCGGAUGGUUUGGCGUCUUUCCUGCCAUCUUACGUACCUAUUAUCGAGCGACGCAAGGACGCUUUGUAUACACCGGAGCAAAAGCAAUGGCAGCAACUCCGUCGGGGUCGCUAUGUUGAAUUCAACCUUGUUUAUGACCGCGGAACCAGCUUCGGGCUGCGCACCCCAAAUGCCCGUGUUGAAAGCAUUCUGAUGAGUCUGCCGCGGACAGCUAGCUGGGCCUACAUGGACCCGGUCUCUGGAACCAGGACCGAGAACAUGCCCGUGGAUGAAGAUGAAUUGACAGAGGAUAAGAAGAGUGAAAAGGAGCUUAUGGAUGUGCUUCGCCACCCUCGACAGUGGGCAUAA